GACGAAUUUGCUAUCUUUCAGAAAAUAAAAACCAACGUGCUUGAAAUAAAAACGCAAAUUUAUAUUUUUAAAAAGAAUAGAAUGGGAAAAGUUAAAAAUCUUGAGAAGAAACCGAAAUCAGCUACUCAAUUUGAUGAAAACAGUCCAAAAGACAGAGUCAAAUCAAUCAAUGAUGGGAAAUUGAAGAAAAAGUCAAAGAAAGUAAAUAAAUCAUCUGCACUUGGUGGAAGCAUCGAGAAAGAAGUUAUUCCUCUGGUUAAGGAAGCUAAGAAAGAGAUUUCUAAAGCUAAAAAGUCAGAAAAGAAAACUAAGAAAAAAACUGAAGAGUCACCUACCGAGGUCCCAGCUGAAGUGCCAGAAGAGCUUGCAAAACGAAGUGUAAUUAAACAAGCAGUGAAAGCUGCAAAGGCCGGGAUUGAAAAAGAAAAGGAAUCAGCAACUGCUAAGUUAUUCGAUGAAGAAUUACGCUAUGGACUUCAGGUUGUCGCUUUAAAAACUCCAAAAAUUCCAGCACACACCAAGAAAAUUUCAUUGGAGCAUUCAUUGUUUGGUGAGCAGCAGCCUGAUGUUUGCUUUAUCAUUCGUGAUUUGAAAAUGAAGAAAACUGAUCGUUCGGUUGAAGAAGCAAUCAUGAAGUUCGAAGAAAAACUUAAGGAAUCUGGAAUAACUGGCAUCAAAACAAUUCUUCCUCUUUCAAAGUUGAAGAAAGACUUUGGACCGAACAAUAUGAAACUUAAACUUCUCAAUACUUACGAUUUGUUCUUAGUAGAACAAGAAAUUGCUGAUCACACAUACACAAUUCUUGGAAAGCAUUUCAUUAAGAAACGCAAACGUCCACACCAAAUCGACACAAGCAAGACCGAAACUAUGAAAUUAGCUAUUGAAAAGGCAAACCGAAAGGUCUCGUUUAAGCUCAGCUCCAAUAGCAAUUUCUCAAUCUUCGAAGUUGGUGUUCAUAAUAUGGAAGACUCGAAGUUUGUUGAUAACAUCACUUCAGCACUUGAACAAUUAAAAGAGAAAUGGCCUGGUGGAUGGAAGAAUAUUAGUCGCUUAUACUUAAAGCCCAUGCGAAACUCCAAAGUUAGCAUCCCAAUUUAUUACUCGAAAAUUGAUCCAAACGAUGUUGAAGUUCCAGUCGAAGUUGGUAUUAAACAAUCAAAACUGGAUAAAAUCAAUGAACAACUUGCUAAGAAAUCCAAGAAGUUGCGUAUUGAUCGUAAGACAAAGAAAGUUGUUAAAGUUGCACUGAAGUCUGACGAUCAAACAAAAGAAAAUGAUAUGAAAACAGAGAAAAAGGACAAGAAAAGAAAACUUAACGAAAAUGACCAGGAAAAUGAAAAAGAUGAAAAGAAGAUUAAAAAGAAGAAGCAAAAGUCAGAAGAUUCUGAAGAAAAAUCUUCAAUAAAAAAGAAGAAGAAGAAGUUAUCAGAAUCAGAAGAAGUUCCAGCAAAUCUUGCAGAAGCAACUGCGGAUGUCAAUCAGGAAAAGAAGAAAAAGAAGAAGAAAAAUUCUGAAAAAGAAACUGAAACGGCUGAUGAGCCUUCAGUGUUGGAAACAGGAAAGAAAAUGAAGAAGAAAAAGGAAAAGAAAAUAAAAUAAAGUGAUGAGAAUGGAAAAAUAAAGGAAAUGAAUUAAAAUAUAGACAGGAAAAUCGUUUUAAUUCUCUUACACUAUC
Clunio marinus is the source of this 1675-nucleotide messenger RNA. The record is from the annotation of a GenBank genome assembly. Lineage: Eukaryota; Metazoa; Arthropoda; Insecta; Diptera; Chironomidae.